This is a messenger RNA of Paramuricea clavata, 32220 nucleotides long. NCBI's taxonomy places the organism in Eukaryota, Metazoa, Cnidaria, Anthozoa, Malacalcyonacea, Plexauridae. The record is from the annotation of a GenBank genome assembly.
AGAACAAAGACUUUUCAAAGCAUAUCUGAGUUUGCCGGCAGACCAUAUCGCGAUUCACUAUGACUGAAGGAAUGAUUAAAUAGAAUUUCAAGAAUACAUUCAGCUCAGUUUCCUCCGCUGCAACCGAGGGUAAGAAUUCGUAAAGGCUAAAGCUAGUUUGUGGUUCGAAACUUAGCUAUGAUAUAUUUAUAUACUGUAGAUAAACCGGUAAAGUUUUCUCUAUAUGGAUGAACGUUUUUCUGCAGUUAUAAUGAAUGGCCCUUAGCACAUACUCUAGGCUUUCAUUAUUUUGAAAGCACUAGCUCAAUAUUGUGUCUUGUUUUCUAGCUUGGAGAUUUUGCUGCUGUUAACUGCAUGGACCCAGCAGCUUAAAAAGUGAGAAGAACUAAAUUGAAGAUCAACGUCCUUACCGGCUGUUGUCAUGGUAUGUUUUUAUGAAUUCAGUCUCUUCCAGAAACGAUUCAAUAAUCAGAAUAAUUUAGUGUCGGCGAUUCCGUCGCUGUUUUGAAAAUCCCACUGUUCUCCAUACCAUCCAUGCCGUCAUUUAGCAUUUAAGUUGACUUGUUCUGUAAAGAGACGUGUCUUAAUGAGCCUUAAGGUCCCGACACACUGGACCGGCGAUUCGGCCGCCAUGCGGUGAAAUUUACAAUUUCCCAUGCAUUAAUGCCAUUGCAUUAUUUGCAUGCGUUUCUAAGAUCAUUGUGGUCAGACGACAGUGGCUAGCCUUAAAAACCUCGAUAGAUUAUCUUAACUCCUAAUGACAUAGCAAUCUCAAACAUUGCAUCGAACUUGUCCCUGAUCCAAGGCUUGUAUCUCGAGGUAUGUCAUUCAAUUCAACGCCACGGGCUUCGAUGAAACACAUCUUUUGACAUGACCAUCGACGUCGUAAGAUCACGGCAUAUAUACUCACAAGACUACUUUAGUGGCAUAUUGCGGUCGACCAAGUCACGAGACGUCCUUGCCUGUUUAUCUUUACAGGAAUUUCAUAUCUGGUUUAUUCAUCUUUAUUAGUAAAUCCAAGAUAUGCUUCCUGUCCACAAUCGUUUGUGUCUAGGAAAGAGUCUUAAUUAAAGCCUGGUUUACAUUAUCAAAGUUUCUGUGAUCAUAGUAGGAAUUUUGCAUUGGUAAAUUCUAAGUUUUGAAACUGAUUUGUGAGAAAUGUUUGAGGGAACUUACUCAGUGUUUAACACUGAGUCAGUAGAACUGAUAUAUCCACUCAAUCAAAUGUAUAAAAUUUACACUCGGGCCAAAUUUCCAUCGACAAAACUCACUUCAACCUGAUUAGUUCUAUCGAGUGAAAUGCCCCAAAUCCUAAUAAUUACUAAUACACCUUAAAUUGGCAUCACGUACUUGGGGUUAAGCCGUUAGGGAGCUCGACAACAUGACUCUGUAGCUCAGUCGGUUAGACCGCUAGUUGCACCGUCGAAUCGCAGGACAGCAGGUUCAAUUCCUGCCAGAGGACCUAUAGUUGGUUAGGUCUAUCUAGGAAGAGAUUAUUUCGCUGGCCUCAAAGUGACAAAACGUAACAAAGCAACGGUUUUACUAACACUAACCCUACUCCAAACACCAACUCUAACUCUAAUCCUUACCCUAACCUAACCCUACUCCAAAUUUGUUUCUAAACCAAUCUUGAAGAAAGAAGUUUUGACGAAAUGUCACUCUGAGGUCAGCGAAAUAGUUGAUGUCGUCUAAUAAAUGUAUAAAAUUCACACUCCAUCAACAAAACCCUCACAUAACAUUAAUAAUCCAUUUAUGGCAUUCAAUUAAGUCACGAGAUCUGUUUCAUUAUGUUGUUACUAUGCAGGAUAAAAAUAUUUUGAAUGUAUCUUCUAAAUACUGUUACGACAUAUUAGCAUGGACAUGUUACAAACAACCAAUUAGGUAUGUUUAUGUAAUAUAGUUCUAUUUUGUAUUUUGUAACUUGUUUCUAUCUUUUAAGCUGGAGUAAUACGUGCAACAAAAUCUGAUUUCAACGCAUGUUAAGUAGAAAUGUCGACACAUGUUGAUUUGUAAUUUAUGUUUUGAAACAUUUUCAAUUAACAUGCGUAUAGAAAUCAGAUUUUGUUGCAAGUUGCAGCAAUUUUGUUGCCCAGAUUACUAUUUUGUUUUGGAAGAAAUUAGAUCCGUUGUUACAAAGAUUAUUACUAAUACCAUGUUUGUGUUUACUCUGAGUGUGCAUCCACACUGGGUAAUGUAGUCUGAGUGAGCAACACCACAAACAUCAUAUUCACCUGAGUACAUAAUACCAACACAUACAAAAAGUAAGAUUAUUAUUGUAUCAAAUAUUAUUAUUAUUAUUAAUAUUAUUAUUAUUAUUAUUUUUAUUAUUAUUAUUAUUAUUAUUAUUAUUAUUAUUAUUAUUAUUAUUAUUAUUAUUAUUAUUGUGCACGAGCUAACCAUGCGUGUACCGUGCACUCGUUUUUUUAUGUACAGACCACAUGGUAUACACAUGGUAUAUUCUAGUAAAAAUAGAAUAACAUGUGUACACUUAAGGCUGGUCAGUUACACUAUAAAUUAAGUUUCUGUGAUCACAUGCAGUAUAGGAAUUUUGCAUCAGAUCAUAUUCUAAGUUUUGAAGGAUUUGUAAGACAUUUUUGAGAAACUGACUCACUGUAUAAAACUGAGUCAGUCCCUCAAACAUUUCUUACAAAUCCUUCAAAACUUAGAAUUUACCUGUGCAAAAUUCCUCCUGUGAUCACAGAAACUUUGAUAGUAUAUAACAAACCAGCUUUACUGAUAAGAAGCUAAGAAGCAUACCCCAAGAAUUGGCGAGUACUGGAACCUGAUUGGCUCAAAGCUGUUUGAUUUCUAGCCAGUUCUUUCAUCGUAUAUUACCACAUUACCGGCCUGUUAACGAAUUAUAUUAUCAUAUUACCGGCUAUAUAUCGGAAUUUAACAAAGAAGGUCAAGUUCGCAUUCAAAUUAUUAAUAAAAGCGUCUUUGUCUUCCUUGGGCUUGGGGUCGCAAAACAAACAACUUAAUUAAAAUAUUUUUUCCUUACUUGGAAACCGAUUGCAAUUCACAGAACCGCCUGUCGGGUUCUAUAGAAUUCUCAAGUGACAGAUCUCAAGACUAUAUUACAGCUGGUGCCUGCCAUGGGGGCAUAUACCUAAACUGUAUACACAUGCAAAGCAAUAGAUACUCCGAAAAUUGAAAGCAUUUUGAAAUAAAUUUUUCAAAAUGCUUUCAAUUUUCGGAGUAUCUAUUGUUUUGUAUUUUAUCAAAAUACUCAGUGGUUCCCGGAAUUUUCUAGUAUACACAUGCACUGGUCAUAACUGACAGAACACAAAAACAUGACAUUAAGAAUUCAUUCAAAGAUGAAAAUUGACGAGCCAUUUCAGCUCAUGCUUUGUUUAGAAUCGUUUUAACAGAACCUAACGAUAUACAGUAAUUUUUGCCUCAUAUAGGGAAGAUUAUUCCAAAAUGCGACACCAUUAUAAUUGAAGCGCUUUUUGCGGAAUUCUUUGUUCGGCUUAGGAAAAGGAAAAGGAAGUGUUAAGGGGCUAUUCAUAUGAGUCGGGCCAGCUCAUCUGGUCGGGAUGAAUCGUGGCACGAAUAUGUUUUCCUGCCCAUACUGCGAUAGUUCGAAUGAACUUUAUCAGUAUAAAGAUUACUGGAAUCAAACCAAGUUAAUUCAACUUUGAAAUAUUAUUUUGCGGGAUGUUUAUCAAAGCCGGGAUAAGAGCUUUGUUAAACGAGUCACCCGGUUAAUUGGGCCAGCCCGGCUCCAUGUUAACAGCCCCUAAAUCGGUUCCUCUCUUUCCAGUGGCGAAGGUAGCCAUGCCGGCAACUGGUCAUGUGAUGCUAAUAAACGUGCAUCUAAAUGACAAUACUCUUCCAAAGUUUGAAUAAUGCGAAUCAUUAAAAAUUUGCAUAUAACAUAAGCUGUUGCUAUUGCUACCUUCUUCGCUGUCUAUUUCUGAGAUUGUAAAGGUAGAGGCAGGCUAGUGUAUUGUAGACGGUUGACACAAUUUAGGAGCAAGUAAAAAUCUCUCAUCUAUUUAGUUGCCUGCGGAUACUAGACAACUAAAAAACAAUGACAAGAAUUUGGAUAAGUGCUGGGAUGGACGACUGUAUGAUAGUACUUGAUGAAACAAGCUAUUAGAAAUCACGUUAUCACCACAACACGAAAUGCCUGAGACUGUUUCGAUAUAGGAAAUUGAAUCGUCUGGCUCGGACGUGACCUACUCAUUAAUUAAUCCAAUUAUUUCUGGAAUGUGUUUACAGUCUAAUUUUAGCGGCCUCAUUGUGAAGGCCCAUUGAAUGAUCAACAUAGCAUAACCUCCUUGUUUUAAAAGGUCAUUAUCAAGCUGGUAAUUUCAAUAUAUUCCAUCAGUCGGUAGCAUGAGGGAAUACAUUUUUUGAGGGGGACGUUCCAACCCACACGUUUUGAAAUGGAUUUUUGCUCUUCGUUGGUCUCGUAUUAAUCAUACAGGGAUAGAAAUUAUUUUCUAGCAUGCGAGCUACAUCCAUAAAAAUAUCAUGUUUUGUCGUCAACAAUUGCCUACAAAUACUGGCAGGGUGGUUAACUUCACAGAGUGUGUACAAGUUGUACGUUUCAUUUGCUCGAAGUGUUUUUAAUUAAUCUUUUCGUGGUAGUUCGGACACAAACCAAUGCAUCCAUUCAGUUCAAUGUUCAACCAGGUUAUCAGGGUCGUAGCGAAGAGGGUAAAGAAGGCGGGAGGUGUAUCGCAUUUGCCACAACAUUUCAGUUGCUAAUAAUAUUUUCCCCAAAAUUGUUGGCGGGAUUGUUUCCGGACAUAUCUUAAUUUUGUGAUGUUUUUAAUUUAUGUUACUCUGAGUGUAUAUCCACACCGGGCAAGCCACCGUGGUCAGGCUAAUUUUUCAGCCUGCCUGGUGUGGAUAUACACUCAGAGUAACAUCAAAACAUUAUAUUCGCCUGAGUACAUAACAUCAAAACACACACAAAAAAUAUCAUAUCGUAAUUUGUUAACUUUUUCGUAAAUUUAGCAAACUUUUUGCUAUAACGAUUACUUUUUAUUCCGAGCCACUCAAAUAUUUUCGCUGACUACGAAAACAAUUGGCCGAGUCCGAGUAGCAGACAUUUGCCGAGUCCGUGAUGAAUGGGGGGCGUUACACCCACCACGCCCCCCUCUAGCUACCGCCCCUGUGUUCAACCAUGCCCAUGGAUCUCUCUCCUCCGCAGAGGCUUCUGUUGGCUAUGAUUACGAUUAGUAUUGAGAUAAAUUUCACUACACUUUUAUAUGACGGAUCUUGGAGCCGCUGAGCGAAGGAGCGCUCGUGUUCCAUCUCAAUACUAAUCGUAAUCAUAGCCAACUAAAGCCACUGCGGAGGAAAGAGCCCAUGGAUUAUGAAAACACUGGAUAGCCGAACUCAUAAUCACGCAUGAUGUUUUCAUCGUCCUGAUGCUGUCUCAGUUGACCUUGUUGAAAAUCAUUACUUCACUAAAUCCUAAAGAAUACCAUGUUUAGCAAUGAUACAGGCGGUCAUACAGCGGAUAAUUUUAGUCCAAAAACAUAAGAGUAAAACCAUGCCACUAUACGAUGGAAUAUGUAAAUAUUGUUGGUCAGUUUCCGGAAACAUAUCAAGCAUCAGGCGGUGAAAUACGUGUCACAAAUUCCAAUUAUAUUCAAUUGAAGAGGAGAAUCUUUUGUAUGUUACGUAAAACGCGCUCAAAACUAACCAUUUGUUUAUGACUAUAUGAGUCACAUUUUGUAAUUUUUAAUACGUUUCUCAAGCGGCAAACGAACUUAAAAAGUAUUUUUUCGAGUGCUUUUUUCUCUAUAAAAUUAUGCUAAAAUGAAGAGAUUUUAGAUGGCACGCCAAAGAGAGAAUGAUGAUGUCUGAAGUUCACUGUAAGUUUUGCAUAUUUUGCUGUAUAAAUAUGGCGUCAUUUUCACAGCAUCAACAACUAUAAUUGUAUUUAAAUUGACAAUAUUUAACUAUUUUGUUUUGUUGCUCAACCGCUAGAUACAUUUAAAAACGUUGCUAUAACUGCGUUAACCGGUCAAAAUGAAGCCGCUAAAACAAAGUAAUUUUGAGAGGAACGCCGAAAAGAUUUUAGGUUUCGAACACUUUUUCAUCGCAAAUAUAAGCGACAUUGAAAAAAAUUGCCUCUUAACAGUAAUUUUUGUGACGCCAAUUUCUUCAUUACGAAUGUUUAAAAAUCUAAAACAAAGGCGAACAACACUUACUUUCAAUCCUUUACCGUGGCACAGUCGCACAGGCAGAAGAAGAAGUUUAAAAGAAGUUAAAAGACAAUGAAAUUAUAUUUUGAAUUUCAAUAUAUAGCCACUCACUUGAAUGCGAAAUAGUCAUAAAAAAAAAAGAUAAAUUAAGGCAGUAACACGCCUAUUGUUGUCAUUCGUGACUAAGUCACGUCUGCCGGCGUCAGCUGUUUUCUAGCCACUUUCAUGAUCAAGUACUAUUUAAGACUUCUCGAAAUCUUUUUCGUAUUAAGAAAUUAAUAUAACCCGUGCACAAUUUUUUAUUCUUCAAUUUGGUUUUAGAUUAAAAUUUGAUGUCGUGUUCUCGCAGCCUACAUUGGCAACACAGUUUGGGCAGACAGCAUGGCGAGAUCCCGAAUGGCCUUCUCCUUGACUUGAGGUAAGACAUCGAGUUUAUAGUUGUUCAUUUAUAGGCUGGUUUUCACUAUCAAAGUCUCUGUGAUCACAGUAGGAAUUUUGCCUAGGUAAAUUCUAAGUUUUGAAGGAUUUGUAAGGAAUAGGGAACUGACUCCGAUGCAGGAGUGUUAAACAAAGAGUCAUUUCCUUCACAAAUUUCUUACAGCACCUUGUAUAAUCUCGUGGUCACUAAAAUUGCCUUUCAAGCUGGGAGACUCCGGGGUUCAAUCCCUGGGCGGACUUAGUACUCAAGGUUUAAAAUAAUAGUUGAGGAGAAAGUGCCACCUUUACAUUGACAUCACGGUAUAUGCCAUAUGGUUAGACUUUCGCGUCUCAGUCUCGGAUAAGAACGUUAAAUCGUAGAUACCUCGGAUCCCCUAUAUCAAUUGAGCAAUACUCCAAUAGCCUGUUCGGAAAUCCGCUCGCCACCAAUGAGUGAAGAACUCAAUAUAUAAACAAUAGACUCAACUGAAUUCAUCAAAUCUUAGAAUUUACCAAUGCAAAACUUCUACAGUGUUCACAGAAACUUUGAUUGUAAUUCCUGUUAACAUGGAACAAUUUGUUGCGAGGCUGCUGGCCUCUGCAUCAACCUUCAAUUACAAUUAGAUGUUAACAUGCAAUUUUGUGUCUGGAGACAAGCAGUGCGAACACAUCUUUUUGACAAGCUGUGAGAUUUUUAUGAGUCUAGUUUGACUCGACCUUCCCUUAUUGGGGCUAGAUCAAUAUAGAUAUAAAUAAUAUUGAACUCCCUCAACUUCGUCGACAGGGGGCUGGCUUUUUUGAAAUGACCGUAACGCAUGCUUUCCAAGAAUCGCAUUCCAGAACUAAGGCCUUGCGAUAGUCGCUUUUUACGACAGCAACCAAUACGCCUUCCAGAAGUAAUGUCUGCCCACCAUUCACCAAGUUUCCCCUUGAGAUAUUCCAGAAACCGUUAAAUAUGACUUGCAGUGACAAGCGAAUUGCCUAAAGCCUAAAGUGGCUAAACUAUCAUAUAUGCAUGUAAUUUUCACGGAAUUCCAAUGUGGGUGAUAAUGUCCGUCUGUUUGUUAUCACAAAAUUAAAAUGAUUUGUGGGUUAGCGUCACAAACAUGGCGCUGUUAACAUAAGUAUGUCAACCAACCAAUUGUAUCUGGUCACGUGAUGUAUAUACUUGAAUUCCAAGACCACUAUGGUAAUUUUCACAUAAUUUCAAUAUCGAAUAACACGUCGGUUUAUUCCGGUAUAACACUCAACAGAACUAGGAUACUCGUUAAUUCUUAGGAUACUCGUUAAUUCUUAGGAUAGACUUAUUUUUAUCAUAUUGGUGUUAUAGAACUAUUAUGUACUGCAAAGCUUUAAUGCACUAAACGAUUUAAAACGGGCAAGGGUAAUUACUAAUUAAUUUUUUCCAUUUCACAGGCACAGCAUGUUUUAAAAAUCUGGAAUCGUCUUCUAAUAUUAGGCAUUUAUGUAUGUACUUAUUUCAUUUUAAUCCACACAAUUAGUUUUACUGUUUUCGAGUCACUUCAAAUCAAUUGUUAUUAAACUAAAACUUAAACCGGUGAAAUGUUACUACUUCUUGUAGAGGCUCGAACCAGACAUACUUGGAUAUGCUUGAUAGCUUUUAAGCCUCUCGUUUUGCCGAAAUCAGUACAAAGCAAUGAAUAGCUAUGAGCAGAAUUUUAUGAAUAAAAAAGACUGAACAGGUAGGGGUCUGUCUUUAAUCAGUGUACGUCUUAGUAUGAUAGACAUAUUAGAAUCUACAUGAGAUUUACAUCGUGAGCAAUGUACCACAUUAACAUUGUGAACGGCAUAAACUGUAUCAAUUAUCUGAUUAUUCGUCUCCCUUAGGGCUUCAACUAAUGCAAGACGAAUUAAAUGUAAACCUGACCACGAUGAAGUUGGAACCGACAUAUACAGAAUGCGAACGGCCACUUUCACCAACGUUUGAUCUGAGAGACUCCUACUUCAAUUCAGGUAGGAUUGUUCAUUGUACUUUGUUUGUUUUGUAGCGGAAAGUUUACUGAGUAUCAAUAUGCACUAUCGACAUAUAUCAUUAUAUGGUAUAUCCACUGAUAUAUCUCUGAAAUCAUUUCUUUAAUUCCUACAGUAGUGUACAUUUGUGUGGGUAUUUAUAUACUGGUUGUUUCCAUGAAAACUUCUGUUCAAACGAGGCAACAUCUAACAUUAGAAGCAACAUUGUUGGCCAGUUGGUUUCGUCUGAGUUGACUACGGCUAUGCCUAUAUAUGUGGGCUGCUAUUGGAUUGGCUUUGACUAUAUGGUUGUGCUUAAAAUUUCCAUCCAACAUGAGUCGUCUACUAUUAUUGGACCAACAACAUUGUUGGACAAUAUUGCAUUCGGGGCGACCAUCAAAAGGCAGCGAAUGUUAAAAGUAUUGUAUAGUUUCACUUUACCUCAGAGUUGGCACUGCAGUCUGCUCAAUGAAGGAUAUUCAGGUGGUCUGAUGAAGAUGGCUCAAUUUUAUUGGAUGAAACAAGCUGUAGUGGUGCCUUUGGGCUACCUGAAGAUUCCUUCAUUGGAUGAAGCAAGCUGUUUGCUGUAACUUUGAGGCAAGCGAAACUAUACCAUUUGGUCUGCCUUGAAUUAUGAGAUAUCGACUGAACAUUCUCUGGUAUUUCGUGAACCAAAACGCAAAAACACACUAAUAGAGGACUAUCAAUAUACCCCAAUGCACACUAAUAGAGGACUAUCAAUAACAGUUCGCAAAUUCUGGUACUACGACACCCAAUCUGUUUUGUACCAAAAGUACUUAUUUUAAUGUCGUCUGUUAUGUUGCCUGCUGUGUUAAAGAUAUGCUAGACUUGUAAAGGGUUGUCAUCAGUGAAAUCAACUCUCAAUUGACAUAUGUGUUUAAUAAUGAGGACAUGUAAUUUUUGACCGUGUUGACCUAAAUCUAAUUUAAAAUGCUUAACCCGAACUAGUAAUUUCCGAAAUCUUAUACAUUAUAUGAAUAUGUGAAUAUGUGAAUAGUUGCUCAAUUGGAGUGAUCCCCGGGUUAGCCGAACCGGCAUAUAUCAAAAUGCCGUAUAGCAACUAAUCGGCAAUGUCGGAACUGAUCCACUAGCUACUUGUCAAUAACUUCCCGAAAUAAAGUGCAAAACAGACACCGAAUGGAAAUCUGAUUUUCAUGAAAGGUUUCAAGAGACGAAGGUUGAAUUGUAUUAUAUUGAAUUAAUACCAAAUUCCUCAUCAAACGGAUAAUACAACACUGACUCUGACAGGGCCUAUUUUAAGAAUCAGGUCACACUUCAGAGAAUGUGUAUGCCGGCUUUCAUUGAAAGUUUAAAAGUGCUCACUUUCAACUGUCGUAGACAAAACUGUGACCACAUUUUUACGCUGGAAUCCCAUGUACUGUUAGAUCUGAAAAUGUUGAAAUCUGAAGUCUCUGAAAUACCAGUUUCUUCAUUUUGGGGGUGAUUAUAUUGAAUGGUUGCAAACUUGCAAAUCUGAAAGAGUUGUUAAAAAUAUCUUUGUGAUUUUUCCUGUUCUUUAUCAUUAAGUCUAACAGCUAACCGAUUUGUUUAUGCCAUUGUGGCCUAAGCCAUCGUUCGACCUUGCUAUAAUAGCGCUAUAUGGUCUUACAAUGUUGAAACUGGGAAUUUCAAAUUUCCAAUAAUGGAUGCUUUCACAUUCAAGUUUCACACUAAAAUGGCUCCGGCCAGCUGUGACGAAGCUGCAUAUCAGUACAGUACCUCGUGUGCUUACCAUAUUGAUUCAAGCUAAUUGCUACAACAUAAGCCAGAAUAUUGGGUAUAAUCCUCAGGGCUUAUAAGUCUCGUAAUAGGCAGGACAGUUUUCCUAGACAACUUUUAUUUGCUCGUGUGUUCGACAAAACAUUGAUCAUUUUUCCUUGCCAAGGAAUCAUGUUGCAAAGCUUGUCCGUGCCAGCUUUUGGACAAUGAAAAUUUGUUCGUGACGGCUGCGAAGGAAAGCUUGACAAGUGUACAUUGUGCAAGAAGUAUUUCUAUGGCCACUUUGGCAAACAGAAGGCGACUUUGACGUGAGAUAAAUCGGUUUAACAACAUUCCUUCACACCAGCAACGAAACUUGUGAAGGCGGAAAUUUGUCAAGGAAAACUUGUUGACCGUACAGACGAGACUGAAGUAAAGUUAUCAAGGAACGGGUGUUAGAUAUAUAUAGAUAGAUAGAUAUACAGACAGAUAGAUAGAUAGAAGACUUUAUUAAAGUUUUACAUGCAUGUAACCGCACUGCGCAACUGACAAAACAUGCGAGUUUACCGUGCAAGCCGUAGAUUUUCAAAUAGAAGUUGUCUAAAUAUAUACAAUGACAAUGUUCAAAUAUAUACAUAUGUUAAAUUAUAUAAAGUUAAAAAGACAUCUAUUAUAAAUAAAACUAUUCUAAUACGUUCAGCGUUAACCAGCGUUUAAGCAUACUAUAAAACAAAAUUGGUACUAUACUCUAUAGGUAGUGAUAGCACUUAUGUAUAAUAGGACUGAGGCUCGGAAAUGGCGUAAUUGAAUUCAUUUGCUCAGAUCAUGUUGCGGUCGAUAUUUCUGUAUGCCAGUGAGUUUAGUACCUGCUUCGGGGAAGCAGGGUAUACGGAGUAAAGUCGGCUAUUGUAGGGUGAGGUCAUGAUGAUAUAAAGAGUGUUAAAUGUGACUAGUGACUACUGGUACGAAUGCGAGAUUCGUUGUUUCCAUAUGCUCGUCAUCUUCUUGGUAGGCAAACCUAUAAAGCUUUCUAAUACUUAGAGAUUGGUGGUAUAAUCUUGAACGAUCUGCGCCAGUGUGUAGAUAUAGUUCCAAUACUAAGAAAACUUCGAGUAGUUAGGGAUAUACACUACCUGAAAAAUACAAGGAGAACUUCGACGAUUCGAGCGAAGGCCCUUCGUCAGCUAGGAGGUUAGUUGUGGUUGUUUCUCUACAGAGUUGUUGAAAGGUCUUAUUUUGCAAGUCAAGUCAAUCACAAGUCAUUUGGUCUGAAUCCAAGUCAAGUCACAAGUCAUUUGGUCUGAGACCACGAUCAAGUCACAAGUCAUUUGGUCUGAGUCCUAGUCAAGUCACAAAUCAUUUGCCUGAGACCAAGUCAAUCAUUUGGUCUGAGACCAAGUCAAAUCAUUUGGUCUGAGUCCUAGUCAAGUCACAAGUCAUUUGGUCUAAGUCAAAGUCAAAUCAUUUGGUCUGAGUCCUAGUCAAGUCACAAAUCAUUUGGUCUGAGACAAAGUCAAAUCACAAGUCAUUUGGUCUGAGUCUAAGUCAACUAGUCACAAGUCAUUUGGUCUGAGUCCUAGUCAAGUCACAAGUCAUUUGGUCUGAGACCAAGUCAAAUCACAAGUCAUUUGGUCUGAGUCCUAGUCAAGUCACAAGUCAUUUGGUCUGAGACCAAGUCAAAUCACAAGUCAUUUGGUCUGAGUCUAAGUCAAGUCACAAGUCAUUUGGUCUGAGUCCUAGUCAAGUCACAAGUCAUUUGGUCUGAGACCAAGUCAAAUCACAAGUCAUUUGGUCUGAGUCCUAGUCAAGUCACAAGUCAUUUGGUCUGAGACCAAGUAAAAUCACAAGUCAUUUGGUCUGAGACCUAGUCAAGUCACAAGUCAUUUGGUCUGAGACCUAGUCAAAUCACAAGUCAUUUGGUCUGAGACCAAGACAAAACACAAGUCAUUUGGUCUGAGUCCUAGUCAAGUCACAAGUCAUUUGGUCUGAGACCAAGUCAAAUCACAAGUCAUUUGGUCUGAGUCUAAGUCAAGUCACAAGUCAUUUGGUCUGAGUCCUAGUCAAGUCACAAGUCAUUUGGUCUGAGUCUAAGUCAAGUCACAAGUCAUUUGGUCUGAGUCCUAGUCAAGUCACAAGUCAUUUGGUCUGAGACCAAGUCAAAUCACAAGUCAUUUGGUCUGAGGCCAAGUCAAAUCACAAGUCAUUUGGUCUGAGUCCUAGUCAAGUCACAACUCGUUUGGUCUGAGUCCUAGUCAAGUCACAAGUUAUUUGGUCUGAGUCCAAGACAAGUCACAAGUCGUUCUGCACAGUUGUUUUUACCAUGUUCAUGAACUGCGAAGUCACCCACGACAAUUAUAUAUUAAGAUUCUAUACAUUACAAGCUCACAGAUCUGCCAAUUGGCCUGCACUAUACUGAGUCACGCACAGUACACAUCGACGAGUGAAUUUCCAGUUGCAAGUUGUAAUUUCACUGGAUAUUUACCAAUGCACGUUUCAUUUACGUUGAUAACCACUCAUUUCUUGGGAGUCCAAGUCAAAUCACAAGUCAUUUUGUUCGAGUUAAACUCACAAGUCAUAAGAAUUGCGAGUCAAGUCCGACUCGAGUCCAAUUCACGCGUUUCGAGGCGACCGACAACUCUGGUUCUCUAUUGAAGUGUGCUUGGAAGGCUUUUCUGGAUAAUCCGGUUUUCCUCCCUCAACAAAAUCUAGCCUUUCCCCACCGAAAUCCUUCCACCUUAGUUCCAGGAUCAGACAUGUGUUGUAUAUAUGGUGGCAGCGCCCUAGUAAGCCUUCGACAUGUACACAUAUCAUUUUUGAUUUGCGUUCCUUGUAAUUCAGCUUUUUGCUGCAAGAAAAAAUGACUAACACGCCACCUUUCCUUAUUCGAGGUUUUUGAGUGAAGGUCUUAAAAUACUUGGGAAAAACUCUGUUGAAUUUCUUAUACGCUUACCUGAAUGCGCUAGGAAAACAAACCAAUUAUAUCGGGAGAGAUGUACGGAAAUUGAAGUACCGAAGCAUGGUAUGUAAACAGACUUUAUGUAAAUUGUGAAUAAGGUAUCUCUAACCUAUAGAAGAAAUUUUCUUGAAGGAACGUCCGAGAAUUCGAUGAUAUGUUGUUGAGGAUGUGACUAGAAGAUUUGGCCGACCAUCUGAACACCAGGUCCGAAUAGUGCGUCCUUUUGAAUUCAAUUCAUUGAAUUAUUAAUUAGCUCAUGAGCUAAUUUUGAAGCCGGAAUAUUUGUACUGAAAAGAGAUGUUUUAGAUCUGUCUAAUCAUAGAAAUCAAAUCGUUAGGUAUUUAAAUCAGUUUCAUUAUUAUACAAAUAGCUUUUCCUAUUUGAAUCGAAAUGCAUUAAACACUUGAGGCUGUUUGAUUGGUGUUGCCUCGUUAAAAUUAUUCACUUAGUGACCAAACAGAGUGACCAAUUUUCUUAUAGACAGCAGGUGUUCUAUCCGCAUGAGAACCCCAUUCUUCUAAAGGCUAUCAAAGUUCUUGUGAUCACAGUAGGAAUUUUGCAUGGGUAAAUUCCAAGUUUUGGAGGAUUUGUAAGAAAUGUUUGAGGGAACGAACUCGGUGUUAUUGCAAUGAGUCAGUUCCCUAUUCCUUAUACAAAUCCUUCAAAACUUAGAAUUUACCCAUGCAAAAUUCCUACUGUGAUCACAGAAACUUUGAUAGUGUAAAUGAACCUUUAAGAAUGUUUUUGACUUGACCAUCUCAUGGAAAGUAAUGAAGUUUAAUACUAAGCGUACAGUGGGACAAAAAUGUGAAGUUUGCAAUUACACCAUUUAUUUCUCCUAAAAGCACUCGAACUGAUGCUGCAUAUUAUUUUGCUAAUCAGUUUAAAUUUAUAACCUAGGGGCCUAAAACAAAAGCCAUAUGGUAGUAGGCUCCUAGCCCAUUUCUUGUAAAUAGUUUAUUUCUUUAAUGUGCAAUAUCAAUAUCUUGGGCGAAAAACCCCCCCCAAAAAAACCCCACUAAAUCCAUAUUAUAUCCAUACUAUUUCGAUACUAUAUCCAUACAAUGGAAAUAUACAAUUAUUAUGGAUAAUCAAAAUCCAUUCUACUUCCAACAAAGGUCCAUACAAUUUCCAUUCUAUGACCUUCUAUGGAUUUUCAAAAUUUUUUCCAGUGGUAAUAACAACGAAUUAUUCUAUUGAUAACCAUCUAGUGGUCAUUAUGGCGAGUGCAUAAAAAAACGUUCAUUUCUAAAAAAAAUGUGUGGCAAAGAGAAGAAUGCAUUUUUUACAAAACAUUUUUCAAUAGCCCCGGCGGGGAGUCUCAGAACUCAGGAAAUGCCAUUUAAGAGCGUGCAUAUUUCAACCCCCUUAGAGCUCAAUUUUCAGAGAUCAUACGAUCGAUCCUAUAUGCUUUGGCGAAACCGUUUCAUUACUAGCAGUGCGCUUCAGAAAAGCACUCACCCCCCUGAAAAUAUUCAAAAUGGUGAACGUUCAGGGUGGUGAAUGCCUCUUGCAAGCGCACCAGCUAGGAACAUGGCGACAGCAUUUUGAUGACGAGUCAUUGCAAAUCAUGGCGUGGCUGUAGUUAUGCUUUUUGGCUGAGUCGACCUUCUGUAAGCUCUCUAUUCUGUGCCCAUGGCGUGAAUGACUAUUCAAGAAACUUGACAGGCGACUAUCUGGCGCUAGCGACACUAAAGUGGCUUCUUAGCAUUCUAUUCAUUUUCCGCAUUCGAUUAACUCUAUUCAAUUUGCUCAUCAAAGAGUUUUAGCUUGUGACGUCGGGCUGGCAAGUGGCAACCGUCAUCGCGCAUAUAUCCCUUUUGCCAACCUUGAGGAAAUAAUAUACAAUGGUAAAAUGCCAGCCAACUCUUUUAUCAACUCUCAUCGACUUUGAACUUGUUCAAAUUAUUUGAUAAAAGUUUUCGCGUGCACACGUGGUUAUAUCCAGUCAACUCUCAUGCAAUUCUUGUAGUCUCAAAAUUCAUCUCUUCCGCUAAAUUUUCGAUGCACACAAAUAAUUAGCUGUGUAAAAAUGUGGAACAUAGCUAUUGAGUUCUCAAUUUCUUUCUGAAUACGUUUUGCAUUACAUAACUCCGAAGGCUUGCGCUAUCCAGUGUACACUAUUUAGAUCAGUGACCUAUUUGCGUUAUAAUAACACGAACCUGCGGGUUAGAAUUCGACAACUGGACUCUGUAGUUCAGUUUGUUAGAGCGCUGCACCGGAAUCGAUUCCUACCUACCAGAGAGUCUAUGGUUGUAUUUUUCGCAACUGCUCCUAGUUAGGUCUACAAAAGCCCUUCGAACGUUAGUUCAAUCAACAGUGGCGUAGCCAAGGGGUGGCGAGGGGGGGGGCGGUCGCCCCCCAAUCGCAAAAAACCAUUCUCUGAAAAAGGCUAAAUCCGUAGAGAAAUGGGGGGGGGGGGGAUACACGUUACAUCCUCGAAGCUGAAACUGAUCAAGUACGUCUCGACUGAGGAAAACGACGAUAUACUGGAGGAACUUGAUUUGUAAAAUCUCGUUAAAGCAGUUGUAGAUAUGGUUCCAAGAAGAAUAGAUUUAGUUUAGAUUUACAUGUAUGCAUUAUCAUAGCAUGAAUAUUCUUCUCAGACUUAUUCUGUAUCGUAUAUUUUGAGAAUGCGGAAAUGCUGUCUCAUAGAACCUAUAGAAUGAUUUAAAUGCAACAUUUCUGAUCAAAAUCACAUUGGGAUUUUCUUCCCCCAGCAUCACACUGAGGUGAAAUAAGGUGACGCUGACCGGCUCCUCCUGUUUUUCAAGGUGACUUUUCCAAUUUAUUUAAUUACGAGUAGAAAAUUAGAAAUGUCUGGGAAAAUUUAUGUCUUCGAUGUACUUUCUAAUCUUCUAAAUUCUGCAAGAUUUCACCCCCAAAAUGCUUGAAAUCGCAUUUCAGGGACUCUAGAUUUCAAAAAUUUCCAGGGGGUGCAUGCCCCCGGAACCCCCUAGAUGCUCUCGCGCCUUCGGCGUUCGCUUUGUCCCCCCCCCCAAAAAAAAAAUGAAGGUCUGGCUACGCCACUGUCAAUCAAGUAAGACACCUAGAAUAGAGACUUCCGAGUAUAGCAUUCUGAUGGUUGUCAGUGGACAGUGUGCGUGAUAGGGAAGGCACUCAUUCAAUUUUUUGUAUAGCUUUCUCGAUAUAUAAACAAUCUUAACCGAGUUUCAAAUUAAUCAAAUAUUUCAUUCACGAGUCCAGAAUCUCAAUGAGGAUCUCAUGCAGUCAUAUAGCGAAAACGGUAUCAACAUGUCGUUUGUCUUUAUCGUUGUUUGUUUCAACUGUUGUCGCCUGUUAAUUUGUUUAUCUGUUUAUUGUUAUGUCUAAUGUCUGUCACGCCUCUGCUGUCACGCUAUAGUGUAAGUUAUGUUAUGCACUAUAUGUAUGUUGUGGAACCCCGUUAUUGGAGAUUUUUCUGUGUGUGGUCAUUCCAGCCAUAGUGUGUAAUUUAUAGUUAGUUUAUACAUAUCUUUAAUAAUGGCAAACUUGUAAAAUAAAAUAGAAUAAUCCUAAUAGUUAGUGAAUGUUUCUUUCACCUCCGCGAGGGCUUUGAUUUGUGCAAUAGCCAAUAAGCAUGCACGCAGUUGUCUGAUUAUAAUUUUGCUUCAUUCAUAUAUGAGAAGAGUAGUGCUUCCAAACACCAAACGUAUGUUUUUUUCUGUGUUGGUGUAAUUUACUCAGGUGAAUAUGAUGCUUGUGAUGUUACUCUGAGUGUAUAUCCACACCGGGCAAGCUUUAAAAAUAUGCCUGACCACGGUGGGAAUAAAAAAUCAUCAUAUUCACCUGAGUACAUUACACCAACACAGAAAAAAUUCGAUGAUUACUAGAUUACAUUGAUAUCGAAGGAACUAGAUUCUGUUCCGAAAUAUCACAUACUCGAACCGACCUGACCGCGUAGCUCAGUUGGCAGAGCAUUGGGCUAGUAUUCCAAAGGUCGUAGGUUUGAUUCCCACCGCGGUCAGGCAUAUUUUUCAAGCUUGCCCGGUGUGGAUAUACACUCAGAGUAACAUCACAAACACCAAACGUAUAUAUGUUUCCUGGUACUUUGAUUUCUUCCUGUGGUAAUGCUAGAUUACUAAGGCCGGGAUGGCCGUUCUGGCAUUUUAGGAAGACCACUUUAGAAUUGAUCUAUCCGGUAUAAAUAGUUUAGUUUAAGGUUCCUCCUGCAUGUAGUAUAACCGAUAAUUGAUGAUCCUUACUGGAACUCUAAGGUGAACUGUUUGGAACGGAUAGAGUUUCCAGAAUGAAGAAAUUUUACUUAUAUGUAUGGGGAGGUCGUUACUGGACCUUUCAAUUAGGAAGAACAGUUUAGAAGUGACAGAGCUAUCCACUGUCAAUAAAGUAAUUUAGUUUUUAAUUUUUAUUAACCAUAUUCAAUGCUGUGGAAUUAGGACGUAUAUAGUUCUCAAAUUAGCAACAAUGCACUCGAAAUAGUCUACAAGCCAAUAUUUAGGAUAUCCGACAUCUCUUUAUAUCAGUGACGCAACAUGGGAAAAUUUUGAAUUUAAUACCGUUAUCUAAUCGCCUUCCUGGUUUCUUCCUGGAUUUGUAAUGAUUUAUGUUUCGCAAUCGCAAUACACUGCAUUGUUUCCUAAAUUAAUUAAAUUAAGACCAUUUAGACUGGAUAUCCGUUUCAGGCUGUUCUCACUAGAGAGCCACUAAGUAUCCUAUGGAGGUCCACUGAGGAUCCUAUAAUUCACUAAGGAUCCUAUAGAGGUCCACUGAGGAUCCUAUAGAGGUCCACUGAGGAUCCUAUAGAAGUCCACUAAGGAUCCUUAUAGAGCCAUAAAGGUCCACUAAGUGUCAUAAACCAUUGUUCCAGUUUCAUUGAAGGAAGAAACAUAAACUAAUCUAACUUUAUUUAUUCUGAAUUGCUCUACCCAUUUCAAACUGUUCUCCCUAUAGGUCCAGUGAUACCACAGGAGAAAAACAUAUAAAGUUUAUUACUAGCUUUCAGUACCGAUUUUAAACUAUCCUUCUUAGAGGUUCAGUAACGGUCAUCCAGUAUUGAUGUAGUUUACAACAUGCAGGAGGAAACCUAAACUAACUUUAUUUAUACUAGACAGCUCUAUAUCAGUUCGAAACUCUUCUUUCUAGAGGUCCAGUAAGGGUGGUCUUUUAUUGAUCCAGUAUUACUACAGGAGGAAACCUAAACUAAACUGACUUUAUUUAUACAGCUGAUAGCUCUCAUAUCAGUUCUAAGCUAUUCUCCCUAGUGGUCCAGUGAAGGUGAUCCCUUAUUGAUCCAGUGUACAGGAGGAAAUCUAAACUAAACUAACUUUAUUAUACCGGAUAGCUCUAUAUCAGGUCCAAACUGUUUAUCUUCAUUCUUCAAGGUUCAAUAACGACCGUGGCAUGGCUUUCUAGAGCUUUUUACAGUAGGAAACCGAAGUAUCCGGAGAAGACCUGUAGUGUUUCAGUGUUUGUUGGAGCGAAACUUAAAGCACUCUUCUUGCAUGCGACUGAGGCAAACUACUCUAGAAUCAAAGGAAUCGCCAGGAACGGAACCUCAGUCGCAAAGACAAACGACACACGCCACCAACAUCUCAUCUUACAAACAAUUAAACUGUAAACAAGAACAUAAAAUUGUUGAUUGACAACUCUGAAUAGUAUAUAGCCGAUUAAUGUGGAAUAUGCGAGAAUAUGCUAGGCUAACGGCUAUAAAAUAUAUCAUAUCAAAUUUUUUUUAUAUAUAUAUAUAUAUAUAUAUAUAUAUAUAUAUAUAUAUAUAUAUAUAUAUAUAUAUAUAUAUAUAUAUAUAUAUAUAUAUAUAUUCAAUAUUGAAUUUGUGCGUAGUGGACUAGAGUGCUCAACACCAAUAAAUCAGUAGAGCAAAUAAAAAGACAUAAACAACAAAUUUCAAUCAUAAAAUUUUAUUUCAGCGAUGAAAUAAAAUUUUAAGAUUGAAAUUUGUUGUUUAUGUUUUUUAUAUAUAUAUAUAUAUAUAUAUAUAUAUAUAUAUAUAUAUAUAUAUAUAUAUAUAUAUAUAUAUAUAUAUAUAUAUAUAUAUAUAUAUAUAAGGUAGUCAGCUAGAAGUUUUGUUUUUUCAAUCUUGCAAAAAUAAAUUAUCCAACAUUUCAAAAUUAUCCAAUUUUUCAUCUUACAUGAAUAUUGCUUUCUAUACUGUCUGCUUCAAAAAUACCGGUACGAUGUUAUCUUGUUUGAAUAGAGGCCCUGCAAUUUGAAACGGCUGUACCCUCAAUUCUCCAUAGAGGCCUUUCAAUCGCUUCGUUUGUUUUGCAUAAACUGGUAAUUGUAUUAUAUAGGUGUUAAAAAUGACCUAAUUUUGGUGCCUCUGUGUACUUUAGAAACUUUUUAAAGUACAAAACAUGUACACAAGAUUUUCACUGAGCAUUUAACAGUUCGUCGCCUUUGUCAAAACAUUGCGUGAGAUUACGUUUCCUCCGAUUGUGAGGGAUCUAUUAAGCGGUGUUUUUAAAUGCAGGAAUCAGAAAUUUUUUCUGCCAAUCCCUGGAUCAAAUAUUACAAGUACAUUUCCUACGGCUCUCGUGGCAGUUGUUGGAAAAGACCAGAAAUGUUUAACAAAAAUUACGGUAAAUGUCAGAACUAACUAAUAUUUAUCAAUAAUAUUAAGUGUUAUUUGUUAUGACAGGUUUUUAGUGUUAGAAUAUGCUCUAUAGUUUGUUUAAGACCUGUUAUUAUUGAUAUUAACUUGUUUUUGAGGCCCGUUUUCUUAUGGGGGUUUUAAGACACGUAUUAUAAUUUGGGAAGCCCCAAGUCCUUAUGGCGUACAGUGUUAAAACUUCAUUUUUUAUAUAUAGCAAAUUUUAUCGGUGUUACUACAAAUAUUGUAGAUUUAAUGAUCAUGUACAAUUAAGAGGGCAUUGGGAACAGCUGGAAAAUGCACCGUAAUUAUACUUCAGUACUUUGAAUUAAAUUUAUAUCUGGAAGUAUAUACCCCCUGUGGAGAUAGGGGAAUAUAUAGCUUAUAUUCAAGAGCUUGUAUGUCACUAUAUGGGAGGUUUCGUUUGUAUAUAGACUGUAUAUAUAGGGCAAGCAGAUCAAUAUAUUUCGACUUUGGUAUGUGAUUUUCCCCCCUGAGAUUCUACACUUUUGUAAAUGUGUCAAACAUACUGGUGUCUUCAUUCUUCUGACAAGUGUCGCCAGACAAGCAGAACAUUCUAUUUGGCUGGAAAUAUACAACCCGAGACCUUUGCAUUUCUAAAACGAUGCUCUGCCGUCUGAACUACAAGACCAAGUUGGAAACGAUGUUCCUUUUCUUGUGAUGUUGAUGACAUUUCGGAUUUUUUUCCUCCGAUGUCCGACGCUAUAUAGCUAUCACUUCUCUUAUACAUUUUCUUUGUGAGAAGAGCGCCUCCCUACCAACACCACCCCAUGUUUUUUCCGUCACUAUAUACACACAGUAAUAUAACAGUGGACCUAUCAUGUAGCUGUCUUGAAUAUUCAAAAAUAUUUGAAGCUGGAAGGAGGGAAUUUUCAGUCGAUUGAGAUAAGAUAAUGUGAACACAGCUAUAAUUUUUACAGCUGGAAACCGGUACCCAGCCUUGAAAACGAAAAGAAAGGUAAUAUAUGUUUUCCAAGACAUAUUACCUUAUAUUUAUUAUUGCAAAGUUUGCUAUAUGCAUGAAGUCAAAUAUAAAGCUCUCUAAUAGCCCCACCCUCAAUCUUCGGACAAUCGUGCUCAACUGAUCGGAGGUGACGGGCAGCGCGCUCGGCAUGUAUUCUGCCCGGUGUUAAACACCGAGUCAAGGGGGCUGGCGCGGUGUAAAUAUUUCUUACAAAUUCUUCAAAACGUAGAAUUUAUCUGUAUGUAAAAUUCCUACUGUGAUCACAGAAACUUUGAUAGUGGCUUUAAUAAGGGGGGAUUUCUCAAAGGAGUGUCGAUGUCUAUAUCAUAUAUUUCGCGCACAAUAGGGUUAUAGGGAUUACGCUUGUGUUUGAGGCCAAGAUCAAGGAGAAAUAUAUUCUUGCGCAAAGCAUGACAGCUUGCAAAAAUGAAAAAGUGGUCUAUAUACUCUGAAUCGCAACGUCAGAGUUGGAUCGCAAGCUUGCACAACGCUUGAUUUCAAAGUUAUUUGACGGCUGAUUAUGACACCCCGAGGUCACGUCUCCUGAAGACGCAAUACGUAGUCUCGAACGUCAAGUUUGAUCAUUUUACUUGACCAAAGCAAAAUCUCGUCCUUCCGUAUCCGCAAGAUUGGCGUCUUACUUAUGGGCUGAGAGAUUACGUCACACUUUUAAACGGCGAGGGCUGGUCCCCAAGAGACUUCAGGGUGUCAUAUAGUGUCAAAUAUACUCAGUGCUUUCAAGCAUACAUACAUCAGAAAUAUGUAUAGAGCAUCGCAAAUGUACGGUUAUGGUUGGUGGACAGUAAAUCCUUCAAUGUACUAUAGAAAUUAUGGUAACUAUAUCAUUAUUAUAUAAUCUACAUUACAAGACGAUCAUCUAUAUAUAUAUAUAUAUUUGCAGGGUAUAAAGUUUAAUUAAGUACUUUUACUCAGACUGAUGGCGGGUUGUCUUUAUUUCAAAUCGUAUUAGGCAUUCAAGUUUUGCUGAAAUAUAUAUAUCACUGAUAUAGUGUUCCAAAUUAAAGUAGUUUAUAACUGUAUACUGUUAUUAGGCUAAUGAGCCAUUUCACACUUGCUGUGCUGGGCGGGCUGUCUUUCAAACUUAUACUAAGCCGAUUUGCUCACAAUAUAAAAUGAGUUGUCUAUACAAUUAUGAUAAAUCUUUAUAUUUAUCACCAUCAGUAUGGAGAACGCUAGUUUAUAACAUAUUAGCAUAGAAUUUUAGGCGGGCUAUUUUUUCAUUCGACUCGGUUAUAUGGCGCAUUAAACUUUUCUUCCUUAAUAUAUUUGCAUCAUGCCGAUUAAGUAAUUUUGCUGACAUAGACUGCAGGCUGUGGGGCGUUUAUCUUUCCAUAAAAUCUUACUGCCUAUUUACGUAAGUUUUACUUAAGUCACAAAGUGGGGUAAUUUUUAAAGUUAUCCAUGCACCCAUAUUGAACUAACUUUUAAUAUGUUGAAAUCAGUUUCUCAAAAAACAUUUCGUGACUUUUUGAGUUGUGUCAUCUUCAAUUGCGCUCCCAAGUUUUGACAGAUUAAUAUAAUUAGAUUCUUUUCACAGUUACUUUGAACAGAAAAGUAUUUGUAAAAGCUUUUAGCGGUUAUUUAUUGACACAAAAUUGCCUGGUAUCCCUUUAAAUCGUGUAUAAUCAUGCCCCAAAUGUGGCAAAACUGUAUCAGUGAUAUGCCCAAGGACAAGCUAAGGAAGGAACAGUGACUUAUUGAGAAGCUUCGUCGUUUUGAGGCCGUUCAUCGAAGUGUCUCUAAUCUUUUUCAAGCUGACGAGUGAACAUUCGCAGGUUUUUUUGCUGGCCACAAUCUAUUCAGCGCGCGCGGCGGCAUAAGUUCAAAAGAUUUUUUUGCGCGUCAGUCGGCCCGAACAAUAUUGGUUGAAAAUUGUUUUCAUUUGAUGUCGUUUUCGCUCAUUCUUGCCCGUUUCUCAAAUUCCGAAUACGAUUUUACAAAUGUUUGAAAAUGCUUGGCUCGGCACUAAAUCACCUCAGUCGCGGUAAUUGUUGAAGAAAAGGGUGGGUCGGAAAUAUAUUGGCAUAGUUCCAUGAUGGGGCUUUUUCUAGAUGGCGCCAGUUCGAGUGAAUUGUUUGUGAGUUAAAAAUAUGUUCUAUUUUUUUUCGGUUUGUUACAGAAUUUUGAGUGUGUAGCGUCGUUUUUCGUACUGUGAGGCAAGAGGAAGGUGUUUUCUCUCUCUCUAUAUUAACCUAUAUUUUUUUCAUGAAUGAGGGCACGUUAUGGGGAAACUUGCGUGCAGCUUAUUCAAACUUGAUCUUCCUUCCUUAACCUCAUGCAAGACCUAUUUUCUAUUGUUUUCUUUCCCUUUUUUUGUUCUAAAUUACCUGUAUUCCAACGCCGCUAACGGAACCGAACAGAUUGCAAAGGCCAAAAUUGGAACUUUACCCUUAAUUUACUGCAUGAAUAGCGUCACGAUGUCAUUCAUUUGCAUGUCUCUGAUUCACACACAUUCACCAGAGAAAAUUGCCACCUAAAUCGUCUUCAUUUUGUAUUUGUUCCCUCUUUAUUAACUCUAAUUCAUUUCAAUGUUAGACCAAGCGUUUGAAAAAGAGUUCUAUAUGUAAUAGUGCCUCCAUGCAUAUAUGGAACUCUUUUAUAAGAGAAAGCAAAAUGCUAUCAAGUUUUGAAAGGAAAAUCGCUACCUAUCGCUUUUAAAACAUGUCAUUUCUCUAAAUAAUAUAUCAACAUAGAAUUUUAUAUUUGCAUGCUAAUUCCUUAUUAUUCUUUAAACUUGUAAUUAAUCGUUAUUUUUUUACACGCCUAUUGGGGAAACCAACAUUAGCUAACAAUGUUAGCGUGGUUAAAUACAGUACGUGUAUCAUCUUCAUAUAGAAAAGGUUUCAAAACCACCUUUCAUUUUAGUCUUAACGGUAUUAAAGUAAGAAAAAGGAAACAGUCAAGUUAGUGUCAUGUUCAGAUAUAAGUCAUACACCUUUCUAGAAAUAAGAAACAUUUCAACUUAUAUGGUGUUGUUGGCGGUAUAUUAAUGAUGAACGUUUUUGCCUUUUGUGUCUGUGAUGGGACUCUGUUCCAACUAUCUAGUACGAAUAAAAUCAGUUUAGUUUUUUCAUAGUGCUCUAUUUAGAAACUUUAUUUCAAUAAAUCCGUUGUAGAAAAAGAUUAACAAUGCGUCAGCUUAAAUCUCGGAUGUUCCUAACUGUCUGAUAAAUUUUUAACAAUAUAUAAUAUUCUGAAAUGGUAGCAAUAUUAAUAGAUAUGAAAGAUGGAAUAAUUAGUUCAAUAUCUCAGUCCCGUGAUGAUGAAUUUGCACUUUCAUCUGUCAAAACAUUGCCUCAAAUGGGAUGUUCCAACCAAGCUGACGAAUCACGCAGUUCAUUUCUAUCAUGCGCGGUUAAGGCCCUAUAAACUGCGUCAUCGAAAUUAAAUCUUUUCCCGAAACAUUGUCACUGUACCUCGCGGCGCCUCACAAAAAGAUCUAAAUACAAUUAUACGUGACGAACAUUAAACAUCAAACUAUAUACCAUGGUAUACUGUUCAAAGAUUGGUAUAUUAUACGGGUAAAAAGACUGUAAUUGAUGGCAUUUUGAAAAAGAAAUCAAUAUUAUUACAUUUUCGCAACCCAAGUGACGUGCUGCCUCAAGGAAUGAAUAUACAGUUUUAAAAAGUUGGAAAUAAAAGCAACUCAUGGGUAUGUCUUAUAAAUCAGUAUGUUUUGGUUUACGAAAAGUUGGAGGGAGUUUGAUACCAUAAAGAUAGCAUCACUUGCUGCAAUUUUUGCCAAACUUUUUGCUGCAAUUUUAGGUGCGAUUUCCUUCUUCUGAUGGAUGUGAACGAGUGGAUGAGUUAGGAAUGUUUAGAUGAGAGUAUACAUAUACUCAGAGUAUUCAUAAAUGAUCCACUCGUUUAUAUCCAUCAGACGAAGAAAAUCGCAGCAAAAAUUGAAAGUGUAAACGAGCCCCGAAGAGUUUGUCACUAUCGCCUAAAGGCUGAUUUCCACUGUUGCGUUUUUCGUACGCACCUACACGCACGUAAAACUUGGAAUCCUUCUAUUUUUUAAAUAUUUUACAAAUAAGUUAACAAAUGCAUACUAAAACUUGCGGAACACUAAAUUCUGUUGCUUUAUUUAUUUGGUUAUUUCAUAAGUAACAUUUAAACGGGAUUUAAAGUUUUACGUGCGUAUACACACGUAUGAAAAAUGCAACGGUGGAAAUCAGCCUUAACUGUCUCCUAAAAGCCUGAUGACAAAACUGCAUUUUAUAAAUCAUAUGUGAAUACGUUCCAUAGAAACCGUUGCCUUUAUAUAUGCACUAAAAAUAUUGAAUACCUGUUUGAUAGAUUGUAUAUACAAAAAAAUGCAUUGAAUAUAUAGUUAAACAGUUCCCGAAUUUAAGACAUUAUUUAUGGAGUACGCCAGGGUUCUACUUUUGGACCAUUCCAUUUUUUCCCUACUUAUACACAUUAGUGAUUUUUAGGAUGAUCAAAAGUAGUAUUGAUAAAACCAAAUCGAGUUUAGCUGACUCUUAUUGAUUAUAACUGAUCAUCAGUUCGAAAUAUGGAGUAUCUCACGGUUAUACUUUUGGACCUUUUCAUUUUUAUAUAUUUCUAAUUAUUUUAACAUUUUAAUGUACAUCAGUGAUGCAAAUGAAUAUUCAGUCAUUAUAAUUUAGCUACCCUAGUUUGCAUGAUCAUUUUGAACUGAAUUUGUAUGGAGUACCUCAGGGCUCUACUUUUGGACGUUCCUAUUUUUCGUCUCUAUAUACUUUAUAUUUUUACAACUUUCCAAUGCAAAUGAUAGAGAUUUGUCUUUAUGAUAUUGACAAUUACUUCAGACGGCGGAUAGAGAACUAGGAAAAUGAAUACAAAAAAAUUUCCCAUUGUUUAUAGUUACUUUUCAGUAUCAUAGAUGUGAUUUAUAUAAAAACGAUUUAACUAAACAAAGGGUGGGAAAAUCCGACUGUGUUUGCAUGAGUAAAUCCAUUGGGAAAACGUAUAUAUAUAUAGGUUUCAUUUUGAGGAAAAAUUUGCUCACUUUUUUUAAAACAUUCAUAUGCAGUUUCAGGGCAGCUUGGGUUGGUUUCAUACCUUAAUCAUAACUAUAAAAGGGUUCGUAUAUAAUAAACCUUUUUUCGAUAUAAUAUUCUUUAUUUGAAUGUUUGCAUUUCGAUUACAAUAUAUAUGUAAUUAUAUGUAACCACUUCUUCAGUACUGGAAUAGGAUUUCCUUUGUUAAUAUAUAAUUCUAUUUAUAAGGCCGAAACUUUGUAUGCGCAAAAAUUAUGAAUUCAUUUUUAGGCACAAUCCAAGGUCAAAGCUUGUGUAAAAACGCUUUUCAAUCCUAAAUUCAAAAAAGUUGUAGCCUACUUUUGAGCUAGGUUGAGAUUGUUAUACCUGAUUGUAUAUACUGCUUCAGAUUGAAAUUAAUAUUUUGUAAUUUUUGAGGGCAUUGACACUGUAAAGUGCACAAGCCGGAAAUGGCUGCCUUGCUAUAAUAAAAAAAUACAUUGCGCAAUUUUCCUAGACGCAGUGUUUAAGAGUUUGACGGCGACCUUAAUUGAACAGGUUUUCACAGCAGUAUGCAAGCAAAUGUUUUGUAACGGUUUCAGGAACAUUCGAAAAAGAUGUUUGCCAUAUAGAAAGUUUUUUUUAGAUAGAAAUGUUCUCGAGUGAAUGCGUCCAAAUCGCAUUAUUUGAAGCAGAACAUUCUGCCUGUAUGCUCUUGCAAUUGGGCGCUGACGCUCACUUGGACGAGCGUCAAGCUAGCCUGAUUUAGAAGGUCGCAGGUUCUUAACCCAGCCACGGCAGGCGGAAUUUUCUUACACAGUUUGGACGCAUUCACUCGAGACGAGAACAUCUCUUCCCAUCAUUUACCGAGUGAACAAUAUCACAACAUUACACAACGUUUUUUGUAUAUAUUGCGCCAUUACGCAAUUUUUUGCCAAUGCGUAUUCAGAGACUAGGGGAGCCACUUAAAAAUUGGUUUGCAAGGCUGCAACGUCUUGCAAACGUUUAGGGGCAUUGUAAUUUGAAGUACAGUAUAUGUUUAUGCAGUUUUUAUAAGAAGAAAACCUGCCUUUCAAAAAUUAUUUUGUAUAUACUGCAUUUAUUACGCAAUGUUCCUGCGCAUCUGUAAAGCUGAGGGCCGCCUACAAGUAUCCACCAAAGUUCCGGCAUUCAUCAUAAUCACAAAUUAAACAAAUCCGGUCAAACUGGCUUCUUUUCCGUCAGCAUAUGUAUUGUUCUGUGACUGGGCGUAUAAUAUUUAGUGCCUAGCCUUAUACCUUUCGACGUGUUCAGUUUCGAGGCAUGUGAGACCUGCAUACGAACUCGCGCGGACAGCAGACCGUAUUUGUAGUACAGAAAAAUUUCGUUGGACGUUUUUGGAGUAGCUUCAAAGAUGAUGUUAUACUGUAGGUACAUGAUUUUUUUAACUGUGUGUUCUCUUUUUCAAUUUGUUAAAUUGCGGCAUCCCGAAAUUGCGGUAAAUAUCAUUACCGGUGACUUUACAUGGAAAUAUGAGGCAUGGGCGUUUACGUAAUUACUGUGACCAAGGCAGGUUUCACUAAGCACCAUCGCAGGUAACAGAUGGAUGAGUAACCUGCACAGCUGCACUAGUUAUCAGUGUGAGAAAAUAACGCUUUUUUAUUAUGUGUUGCAUUUGAUGGAUGGAAAAUAAAUGAAGAAAUGUACUUCAAAUUUUUCAAAUUAUUCCGGACCUAUUCUAACACCGUAACACCUAGCCAAAUUAGGCAUAAUGUCAUGACAAGUCUGGGAAAAUGAAGUCUACUUUUAAAGACAGCUAGUUAUAUAAUAUCCUAAAAACAUUUAUAUUUUUGAAAUCGUUAUCCGCUUUUUCAGACGCAGCUGCCGUAAGGAACUUUGAGGAAAACUCUCGAAAACUGAAGAUUAAAGUUGAACCCGACGCGAGUCAGUCAUGCCACACUUUCACAGACGGUACAGCCGCAAAACCCUGGUCCCUUGACUCAGUCGCAACAACCAGUGCAACUCUCAGCAAUCCUAGUUACAGCCGUGCAGUUGUACAAAACGACGAAACAAGCCGAGCGCCCAGCAGAGGCCAAAGCGAACCCACACCAGCACUUGUAUCAUCCGCAGUUCACAGAAGCCCCCCGAUGCCACAACUUUACACCCAAAGCGUUAUCACAGAAGCUUCGACCACUUCGCAAACCGCUACGGAUCAAUAUCGACCUUUGGUAUGUAUAGUGAAAUUCUCAUUAUAGGGGCUGGUUUUUCAAAGCUGGAUUAACCCUAACCCCCGGUUAAAAUUUAACCUGAUUUUUUAAGCUGGUUUACACUAUCAAAGUUUCUGUGAUCACAGUAGGAAUUUUGCAUGGGUAAAUUCUAAGUUUUGAAGGAUUUGUGCGAAAUCUUUGAGGGAACUGAGUCACUGUUAAACACUGAGACAGUCCCCUCAAACAUUUCUUAUAGAUCCUUCAGUUCUAAAGAAAUAUUUCCAAAUCUAUAAACAAGCUGAAUUACGAAGUGCGUAGUUCAUCUGACCAAGUCGAAGGCCUCCUAAUGAUAUCUUUGGCAGUCACCUUGUGACUAAUAUCUGAUCGCGGACACAGCUAUGAUGGAAGGGUCUCCCAACCCAUCCUGCCAACAUUCCGUGUGGGAAGAAAACCCACGAAUAUCGGUAGAGCGUUGACGGACUCUCUUCUCGUAAGGUGUCACUCCGCAGUGAAAAUCGAACCCACAAUCUCAGAGGCGAAAGGUAUUUGCUCUGACGAAUGCUCGCGCCAUCGAAGCCUCGCGUUUGAGCUGUUUCCGUUCACAAUUCAUCCCUCAGUUUUCAUUAAGAAUGAUUUGCACUGGCAACCCUAUCAUUUACCUUUCCACGUGAAAGAUGGGCAUACCUGCGAGCAAAUUAUGCUAAUUAACUAUUUUCAUGAUCAUUACAGGUUCGAGCACAAAGUAACCCGCCACGAUACAUGCACAAUUCCCACAAACACAGCUGGACACAACGACAGAAAGAAGUGAAGAAAAUCCUUAAACAACGAACCCAAGAAUGGAAGGAGAAGCAGUCUCUGUAUCAGUUGAUGCGAAGUGCUGCCGUGUCGCAGAAUUCCCUAAUUGGCUAUCGUAAGCGGGGAAAAGACCAGGUGUUGUAUGCCCCAGGCCGGGGAAAACACCCUACCGGAACUGAGGUCAUACCCCAAACCGCAUUCAAUUGGUACCCAGGUUUCGUGACCCCAACCGAUCUGACACAUAUUCGCUCAUAUCCGGUUCCUGGUUAUCCAAUUAUGCCUGAGUAUGAUCCGAAGUUUACCCCCAAUCUUGGUCCGCGUCUGAAGCGUCGUUAUAGCAACGAAGUGACUUCGUCAGGCGCAGGAAAAUCGGGCAGUGCAGGUCAGACAGUGGGUGGUGGUCAUGAACCGAUUAUCAAAGAAGUGGUUUCGCUUGCUGACACGACAUCUCCCCACAUUGAUGAGGAAAGUUCCGUCGAACAUCGAAGAAGUAAGCGAGUUAGGAAAAGUAUAGGUAUGUAUAAAACAUUAGAAAUAUCUGAAAAUUUGGAUGAUUUUGUUUACCCGUAAAAACAUACAACAAUUUUAAUUUUUUGCAAGUGUCAUCACGCAAGAAAUUGCUUCUUUGCAAAAAUAGUUCUCAACCUUCAAUUUGCACAUCAGUUCCUUUUUGUUGCAAUUAAGCAAGUGACUUAGUCUAUAGAUGUUUCUGAAUCAACUUCUGUUCAGUAUAAAAAAGGAAUGGCUCUUACGACAUCUAGGAAUUAUGAUCCAUAUUUGACCAUCAGCCUCCGGGGAGAACAGUUCAGAACUGAUCGAGCUAUCGUGUAUAAAUAAAGUUAGUUUAAUUGAGGUUCUCUUCAGUAGUGACACUGUGCUUUGUGAGAACAGUUCAGAAAUGAUAGAGCUAUCCAGCAUGAAUAAAGUUAGUUGAUAGUUUAAGACCUUAUCUUUAUAUUUUCAGAUGAACCAGGUCACCCAGAACGCCGAGAAUCGGUCGACAGUGCAAACAGCGAGACUGAUGUCGACUCCUUAACCGCAGGAAAAUAUAUCUCAGAUUUUGCAGAAACAUUUCAAAACACGCCCGAAGACCAUCAAGUGGCACAUAUCAAUGGCCUCCUGAGUCUGCCAUCGAGCCGAGAGACACGGUAUGGUAUUACAUAUGGCGAACUGAAAAGGCGAUGUGGCGCUCCAGAGUUUCUGACACGUGUUGACCUCGUGGCGUAUGUGCGCCACUCCAAAAGCUCUGGACGUAGUCUCUUGGACAAGUACAAAAUCGUGUCCGCAAACCGCGCGUCCCGUCCCACCAUCAUGUCCAAAAUGUGCGAAAACGAGGCUCGCGUUUUAGGAGAUGGGAUCCUUCGGAUGAAUAUGGAUUACUUUCCCGACAAGAUGUUGGCGGAAGUCGCUACUGAGAAGCUGAAAGAAGGUUUGGAAGAUGGCGAAGAAGAUGAAAAGAAGGAAGAUAAAAUGAAGGAGAAAGUGAGAGAAAAGAUGAAGAAUAUUGAAACUACAAGGUACGGGAUCCCUAAUGUAAGAUAUAUUGGUAACACAGCGGUUAGUCUUUCAUCCUGGGGUUGGAUUUCUCCAACAUGUAGUUUUCUGUAUCCACCUCAGACACAUUUGAGAAGGAUACUUUCAUCUUUGCACAACCAAGAGUUUCUCCUACGGUAGCAUUGGAACGAUAAAAGAUCUUAGUUUCCUCCUGUAGUAACACUGGAUCAAUAAGAGUUGUCUCUUACUGGUCUUCUAGGGAGAACAGCUUAGCACUGAUAGAGCUAUCCAGUAUAAAUAAAGUUAGUUUAGUUUAGGUUUCCUCCUGUAGUAACUCUGGAUCAAUAAGGAAGUGCUCUUACUGGAUCUCUAGGGAGAACAGCUUAGCAUUGAUAGAGCUCUCCAGUAUAAAUAAAGGUAAUUUAGCUCAGGUUUCUUCCUGCAGUAACACCGAAUCAAUAAAAGAUUCUUAAUGGACCUCUAUGGAGAACAAUUUAGAACUGAUAGAGCUACCCAGUAUAAAUGAAGUUAGUUUAGUUCAGGGUUCCUCCUACUGUAACACUGGAUCAAUAAGAGAUGGCCCUUACUGCACAUCUAGGCAGGACAGAUUAGAACCGAUUUCCUCUAUGGUUAGAUUAAAGUUAUAUCUUCAUCAUUUUAAGGUCGAUGCUGAAGGAAGUUUUCGAUCUGCUUCAAUCAGAAAAAGACCAAGACGAAAUGCACAAGUUUGAGUUGGCAUCGCACACGUUUGGAACUGUCAAUCUUAAAAAUCAUCUUACCCUGUUUGAUCGUUUUUUUCAACAGUACCAAACCAGUUUGAUGGGCUCAGUUGAAGGCCCUGAUUCUGAGGCAUAAUAGACGAACGAGUAAUUGACAAUUGAGGUGGGAUUAUAUCUUCACUACUACAAGCGAAACCAAUAAGAGGCUUUACAUUUGAGUUAGUAAAUUGCACGUUCUUUGACUUGAUCAGAACUUUAUCCAGUCCUAGGACUUGAUGUAAUAUUUCAAAUCCGACUAUGAGAACUGGACUAGAUUUCAAAUCCGUGCAAUUUGGAUCAAAAUGCGAGGACUUGAAAUCUAGUCCAGUCCGAAUUGGAGGAUUUGAAAUGACAUCUCAUACGAGUACAUCUCUACUUAAUGCGAGGUGAAUUAAUAUUGAUUCAGUCCAAGGACUAAAGGCUAAUUUCCACUCAGGAAACUUAUCCGUGGAUUGGAAUGGACAAGUAAAUUUUUCUUUGUUUUGUGAGCUCUGGGUGGAACUAAUGACUUUAACACAAAGAAAAAUUUACUUGUCUGUUCCAAUCCACGGAUAAUUUUGCUGAGUGGAAAUUAGCCUUAAAUUAAUUUCGACUUUAUCGCUCCUAGGACUUGAUCAAAACUUUAUCCAAUCAUUUCUUUAUCAAUUAAAAAUUAUCCAGUCUUUUUUUAUUUGACUUAAUCAAACUUUGUCCUGUCCAAGAACUUGAUCAAAACUUAAUCCAGUCCUUGGACCUGUUCAAGACUUUAUUCAGUCUAAGACUGGAUUUCAUCACGUGACCGAAAUGGAGGAAGAUAAUUGGCUUAUUCGGUAGUAGGCUAUUCAACGAAUAUGUAAAAAUUGUAAAUUGGUAUAGGAAUCCACACUUGCCAGUAGAAUAAGGAAAAAAGUUGAAUUUGGGUUAAAAAAUAUUUUUACUUGAUCAGUUAUAACUGUUCUACACACAUACAUACAGACAUUACGGUAAUGGAUUAUAUUCAAGUUUUCAUGAAAUGAACAUUUGUACAUUAUAUGGGAUCUUAUUUUUUAUAAAUAAUUUGCUACUUGGAUAUUUAAGCCAUAGGCAUAUAUUUAUGGAGGCUACGUGUAGAGUUUGUUCGUUUAAACUAUUUGAGCUGUAAUAAGAUUCGUUGUGAUCUCAUAACAUUGAAAUUGUAAAAUUUUUGAACUGUAAUAAAAUUUGUUUUGAUGUCAUAACAUUGAAAAUGUUGGGG